Molecule: messenger RNA, 828 nt
Organism: Gastrolobium bilobum
Lineage: Eukaryota; Viridiplantae; Streptophyta; Magnoliopsida; Fabales; Fabaceae
Exons: 1
Coding region: 1-828 (275 amino acids)
Source: RefSeq, a predicted model, not a curated record
AUGAAGAAAGUUGAUAGACCUUGGCCGUUACUAAAUCAGGCCGAGUUAGAUCAAUCUCGAUACUGUGCAUUCCAUGAUGGACUGGGGCACACAACCGAUGAAUGCUGGGAUUUAAAAGACGCAAUCGAAAGGUACAUCAGGGAUGGCAAGUUGCAUCAAUACCUUAUAAGAACCCAAGGAUGGAAGAACAACAGGAAAAGGAAAGGUCGGCCAUUGAGCCGGACGAAAGAAAAAAGACUGAAGGAGGAAAACCGAGGUAAGAAGCCGGUCAGAGAAGAAGAUGAGUUCGUAGAACCAGAGUUCGAAUGUAACGUGAUCAGUGGAGCCUUUGGUGGAGGAGGUGACACGAUGAAUGCUAAGAGGAAAUACCUAAGGGAAGUGAUAUCAAUCCAAGGGCGGCCCAAGUUCAAAGAAGAACCCAAACAACCAGAGCCACUGUUGCUAUUCUUUACCAAAGAAGAUCUAGAAGAUGUAAUGCCAAGACAUGUUGAUGGACUAGUCAUAACAGGGAUGUUAGUCAACUGUCGAGUCAAGAGGAUCUUUGUUGACAACGACAGUUGCGCUGACAUAAUUUUAUGGAAGGCAUUCAAGAAAAUGAACCUAGAUGAGGAGGAUCUGAAGCCUUGUAAAACGACCUUGAUAGCAUUCAAUGAGCAGAAUACCUCCCCUAAAGGAUACAUCGAUGUCAAACUUACUCUCGGGUCAAAAGAGGCAUUCAAGAUCGAAAGGGUACGAUUCAUCGUAGCCGACUUCCUCUCAGAGUAUAAUAUGAUAAUGGGAAGACUAACUAUCCAUAAUUGGGAUAUGUUGGUCUCUACCAAGCAUUAG